Messenger RNA from Acanthopagrus latus (yellowfin seabream), 5900 nucleotides. RefSeq names its product synapsin I (gene syn1). Gene Ontology annotation, biological process: neurotransmitter secretion. The coding region runs from base 514 to 2478 and encodes 654 amino acids. The record is from RefSeq and is a predicted model, not a curated record. The transcript is spliced from 14 exons. Gene Ontology annotation, cellular component: synaptic vesicle membrane; synaptic vesicle. Lineage: Eukaryota; Metazoa; Chordata; Actinopteri; Spariformes; Sparidae. Gene Ontology annotation, molecular function: ATP binding.
AAAAAACCCAUCCUCAACAAAUCAACACGCGUUUAUUUUGAAAGCAACACCCGGAAGUGCCGCACCUCAACCCGCCGAGCUCGACUGUGGUCCAGCCUCUCAGGCUCCCUUCCCUCAGGAUGACUGGGAGUGACGCAGGGCAGGCAGACGAAAAAAAAAAAAAAAGAAAAAAACUGGGGCUGGAGGGGAAGGACAGGGAGAACGGCGGUGAUGCAGGAAGGAUCGUAGCUUCCAUCUCACAGGUUCAAGCCCGAUGCUCGACCUGCCCGCCCGCACACAGGACAUGAGAGACGCGCAGACGCUGGCUUUCCUGUGAGAGAUCAUAAUAAGGCACCAUCACCUCAUCCUUUGGGGCGGAUCAUUGUUGGAUACCCUCCCAGGCAACAUCGAUGCCACAUCUGCACAUGGGAAAGUAGCCUAGUCAUCCCAUUUCCCCACUGAACUUGUGAGUAUUAAGCGUCCUCUUGGAGGAUAUCUGGACGCCCCUAUCCGUCAUUUUGUCAAGUCUCCAUCAUGAACUACCUGCGUCGACGACUCUCGGACAGCAAUUUCAUGUCCAACCUGCCCAAUGGCUACAUGACCGAUCUCCAACGCCCCGAGCCGCCGCAGCAGCCGCAAAGCCCCGCAGUGUCGCCAGGGCCGUCGGAGAGGCGCCAGUCCACCAGCCAGCCGCAGCCUGCUGCAGGUGGAGGCUCCGGCUUCUUCUCAUCCAUAUCCAAUGCUGUCAAACAGACCACGGCCGCUGCGGCCGCGACCUUAUCCGAGGCGGCGGACCGGGCAGGAGUCUCCAGCAGUGCCAAGGUCCUCCUGGUUGUCGAUGACCCCCAGACCGACUGGGUAAAGGUGUUCAGAGGACGGAAGGUCCACGGAGAGUUUGACAUCAAGGUUGAACAGGCGGAGUUCUCUGAAAUCAACCUGGUGGCCAAUUCCAUAGGCUCCUACAACGUGAACAUUGAUGCGAUCAGGAGCGGCCAUAAGGUUACCAAAUCCAUUAAGCCAGACUUUGUGCUGAUCAGACAGCAUGCCUUCAGCAUGGACAAGAAUGGAGACCACCGGAACAUGGUGAUCGGACUGCAGUACGCCGGACUGCCAAGUGUGAACUCUCUGCACUCUGUUUACAACUUCUGUGACAAACCAUGGGUGUUUGCUCAGAUGUCUAGACUCCACAAGCAGCUGGGCCCAGAGGAGUUCCCACUGAUUGAACAGGUUUACUAUCCAAACCACAAGGAAAUGAUUACCUCCCCUCGCUUCCCUGUGGUGGUAAAGAUGGGCCAUGCUCACUCAGGAAUGGGAAAGGUAAAAGUGGACAAUCAAUACGAUUUUCAAGAUAUUGCCAGUGUUGUGGCACUGACCAAGACUUACGCCACGUCUGAGCCCUUCAUCGAUGCAAAGUAUGACGUUCGUAUCCAGAAGAUUGGCGACAACUACAAAGCUUACAUGAGAACAUCAAUUUCUGGGAACUGGAAAACCAACACUGGCUCAUCUAUGCUUGAGCAGGUGGCCAUGUCAGACAAGUACAGAAUGUGGGUGGACUCUUGUGCUGACAUCUUUGGAGGGUUGGAUAUCUGUGCUGUGGAGGCUUUACAUGGUAAAGAUGGCAAGGACUAUAUCAUAGAGGUCGAUGACUGUUCGAUGCCGCUAAUUGGGGACCAACAGGAUGAAGAUCGUGUCCAGAUUGCCGAGCUGGUGAUUUCUAAGAUGAACCAGACUGUACCACACAGCUCUUCCACAGUCCGUGCUGCAGCAGGACAGCCAGCACAGAGAGCAGUGUCUCCUCAGCCUGUCUCACAGCCCAGAGUACCACAGGCUCAACAGCGCCCCUCACCUCAGGGUGGUCAAAGUCCCCCAUCUCAGCAGCGCCCACAGCCUCAAGGCCAACCUCCUGCACAGUCCCAGCAAUCUGCCAGCCCUGUUCCCGCUGACUCCAUUGCCCAGACUAAGGCUAGCCAAGGACCUGCAGCUCAGCAACGGCCACCAGGUCAGGGAGCUACUCAAGGCCAGAGACCUCCCUCUGGCCAGGGCUCUCCCCAGAAAAGCCAGGGAGGUUCACCUCAAACUCAAAGGCAACAGUCUGUCACCCAGCAGCAGAAACCGCCUGCAGGCCAGAAGCCUCCAGCAGGCCAGCAGCAGAGGCCCACCCAGCCCCCUAGGCAGCAGUCACUGGGAGGGCCACAGAGGGCUGGUCAGCAGGGUCGCCCUGGAGCACCUACCACCCAGCAGCCUCGACCUGCUGCUCAAGGCCAAGGGGGCCCAGGUGGACGCCCCCCACUGCAGCAAAAGCCUCAGCCCCCUCAGAAGCCCAGUCAGGACAACCCGGCUAUGGGCGGCUCCCCACAACUAAACAAGUCCCAGUCUCUUACCAAUACCUUCAACAUUCCAGAAACCCCAGCGCCACGAGCCAGCCUUAGCCAGGAUGAGGUGAAGGCUGAAACCAUACGCAAUCUACGCAAAUCUUUUGCCAGUCUCUUCUCAGACUGAGAUGGCAUAAGCCCCCCUCUCCCCCCCUCCUACUGACAGAAAGAUGGACAGGCAAACUGAAGGGCAUAUUCCCCCCCCAAUGAUCAAGGACCAACAGGAUGCUGUCCAAUUCAAGUGCAUUGUCCCUGAGAUGAAAAUGUACACACUGACACCCACUGCCUAAAAAGUCAAAAUAUUUUAAAUAAACAAAAAGUAGAACACAGAGUAAAUUCAGGCACUGACGUCUGAAACAUUCCUUGCCUCGCCUCAAGUUUAAGUCAUUGUGUCACGCAAAACAACACUUUACAGAAGCCUGUAUAUGCAUGAACACGUACACAAAAAAUAAGGAACAAAACACUGCUGCCACUUGUUUGUUGGUGCUGUAAAGUCAUUGUGAUCUUUUAUGUUUGAUAUUUGGUUGGUUGGCUGACCAGCCAAAUCAGUUCAGGGGCUGUAUGAAAAUAAUAGGGCUGGGGAGGUGUGCUGAAAAUACACAAACAGUGAAAAUACAACCGCUCACUGUUGCUUGCUUGCUGAAUUCUUGAGAUCAUGUGAUCUUGUGAAUCCGUCAUGCCACAAUGGUUCAAACCAGAAUGUCCAUCCAUCAGCGUCCUAAAGACUACUAACCACAAGCAGCAAUGUGUGAGGGCCAGUGAGAUAAGUGUCCAUAAGAGGUUAGCAUAUAUGCUCUAGCAUCAGUUAUAUUAGAACUUGAGAAUAUAUUUGAUUGAAAGAAAAGCAAAGGACUAUGUUUUGCUCUUCUUCCGACCGGCUUUAGCAAGCGUUUAAUUUAUCAGCAGCUUCAACUGGUCGUUAUGAUCCCCAGCUGUUGAUCUAAAUGGUUGAACUUUUGUUCAAUCACCUGCCAAGUAUUUGUUUAGAAGUGCCUGACCUUUUUCCAAACAGUUUCCAAGGACGACCUCCCAGAUGGUUCUGCGUAGCAAACCAUCUGGAGCACAAUGUUACAUACCCUCUGCAGAGGGGAAAAAUACACCUCCAUGGCCCAAGUCAUCUUUUUGAUUUAACUAUUUGAUCGCUUUUUAUCUAAUAUUGUCACAAACGUAAAAUAUGAAACAAAAUAGGAAUCUAGGCUAAGAAAAAGACAUCCCCCUGCUCUCCCUAAAAGGUUAGGCUACUAUUUCAAAAUUACAAUACCUUCCCUCACCUUUUUCUGACACCCUCCACCCCUAAUACCUUUUAUACAGUCCCUAACUCAGCACAGCCGCGCACAUAGGAUGUCCAGUGUUAAGCUAACGCUAGAUCUGUUGACUGCUCAUGGUGAUGUCUUAGCUGCAUGUCAACAGGAGGCAAUGGUUGCAUUUUCCAACCCCUGACAUUGGCGCUUGUAACUGUGUUGUCACAUGUAGUUGAAUUAGCUAGCUAGCAGAGUAACCUAGUAGGUGUUGUGAGUAUGUUGUCGCUGCCCCUUUUUUUUCUUCCCUCUGGUUUCUUUUCGUCGCACAAGAACAAAAAAGCCUGAAAGCUCUCCACCUUGAACGCAUGCCUUACACAGACAAGACCGUCAGAUCAAAUGGAGUUGUCUCAGGGAUGUCCAAUUGAUUGUGACACUUGUAUGUUGGUGAGGGUCUUCCAUUAUAGUUUUAUUGUGGUUGUUUACCAAUAAUGAAGAAAAAAAGCAUGCAUUUUAAUGAGGUAGAAUGUUUUUUUUUUUAAAUUUUGUAUUAUUUCAAAUGCUUUUGCACACAGAGUAUACUGCAAAAUUAUACUUGAAUACAGUGACACUGACUGAGGUGUGGGGUCGAUAUUUUCAGGUUUAUUCACCUGCCACUUGACAAAGCAGCAAUGCAGUGGUCCCACCAUUGGGUGCUGCUGGGUCAGUUGUAGGUGCUGCACAGUAGAAUACAGCAUAAGCAGGGUUGACAACUGUUCGUGGAAAAUGACAGUUUCAUUUAAUAUUCCCUUGAUUUCAAAGCUAUGUAAUGUAUAGACUUCUGACUGUAAACCAGCUAUGAAUUGAAUGGAUGUACAGUGAGUUAGUGGAUUAUAUCAGGGUUUUUAGCAGUGAGUCAGUGCAUUGUCAUUUUGCACUCAAGUCAGCCUUCAGUUUACAUCAUUUGGUGCAGCAGGGUUUCUGCUUCCAUAUAUGCCUCUUGGGCUCACACUAUGAAGAGGCUAUACAAUAAAGAAACACAAUAAUGUAAACGUAUAGGAAUGUCGACUGCGGGAUGCACCUCUGCGGGAGGUUUAGCACUUCCUGCCAACCCUCCUUUGCACUGACAACCCUUUCUUUGAUCACAACUCAAAAGAAUUCGAAACUGUUACUGAAAACGACUCUGUUUCCAGGCACUAAAACAUGUCUUCCAGAAGGAGUGCUUUCCAUUCAAUGUUGACGUAGUAUGGCAAUAUCAUGCUUUUUAGAAAAGACCCAUGAGCCAAAAGUAUAUAGGAGCCCUGGUUCCCCUGCAGAUUCUCCCUGCUGCCUGUGUUUUUCAGUCUAUUUGUGUAGCCACAGUGACCCCUUGUGCUCAAUGGUGCAUAAAUGUGUGAAUGUUGUUCUGUAACUGGUCAAACCAAAUAGAUGUGUUGUACAGAGCUCCGAGUGGUGCAGAUCGUCACCUUUAUCCCCUGCUGCUAUUUGUGCUUGUUGAUAUUAUGUGUGUCUCUAAACUCUCUAAGCUUUAUUUUUUUUGAAACUUUGGCAUUUUUGUUUUAAAUUAUUUUGUAAAUGCUUUAUUUUUUCUAUGAGGCAGGACUAUCUUGGGGCUUGUCAGUUUAUGCAUUAGUGAUUCAGGGCUUCAUUUUUAAACUUUACAGUGACUCAGUGUCAGUGCAUGACUGUCAGAUUUAUCGUGGUACAGCCUACAGCCAAGAGAAUCAUUAAGAGCAGCUUUGUGUAAUUGUUACACUGAGUGUGUAAUUUAUGAAAAUGAGCCAUCACAAUUAGCAUGGAUGGUUAACUUUGAAAAAUGACAUCUUGUCACUCAGAGGCAUCGUCGCCAUAUCAAGACGUACCACUUGGCACCUCUUGAGCCUGACAGGAUGAGUUGUGACAACAAUGCAAAGAAGUAGUUUUAUGCAUUUAUGUUUUUGAUAUUCACAGAUUAUUUCUUACAUUAUUUAUGGUGGCUAUAUUUGACUGUGAAUGUACAUUAUUUUCUUUGUUACAGCUAGGUUUUAUUGUUUUCUAAAUGCAUUGUAUAAUCAUUGUGAAAUGAUUUGAACCCUUACGAAUUUGAGUGUAACUGAUUGUGUCGGUUGAUGCCUGCCAGAUUUAAAAACGUACAUCAUCAAUGUAAGUGCAAGAAUCAAAAAGCUGAGAUUUUUGUUGAUCAUAAACUAAGAUCAUGUAAAUCAUGGUGGAUUAUUGAAUUAGAUGUAUAAAAAAAGAAGAGUAUUUGAUGUUAUAUGCAAUGUAGCUAUAUUAUGUGAUAAUGAGUAUGUUACUAAAACAUGCACAUGUCUAAUAAAGUCUAUGACCAAAC